GCAGCAAAAACCCAGAAUGGCAGAUGACGUUGAUGCAAAUAAAUUAGAAAGUUUAUUUAAAUCGGCUUCAGGCUAUGUCAGACUGAUUGCUGCAAAAUUAGAAUCAGAUAAACUGUUAUAUCUUUAUGCCCGAUUUAAGCAGGCAAAUGAAGGAUCGUGCAAUGUACCAAAGCCAAGUUUCUUUGACUUUCAAGGAAAACAAAAAUGGGAGGCGUGGAAAAAGUUGGGUAGCAUGACUAAGUCUCAGGCCAUGAUGGAGUAUGUGACCCUUGUAAAUAACAUUGCACCGGAAUGGAAUGAAAAGGCAAAGAAUGUUACAGAAGAAAAGAAACCUGGAGGUUUGGGUGUUGCUGUCAGCACAAUGUAUAACCCUGAUGAUGACAUAUCCGAUGAUCAAAAAAACGUCUUUGAUUGGUGUAAAGAAGGCAACGUUGAGCAGGUGAAAAGAUACCUGAUAAAGAAGACAAACAGUGUGGACUCGCUCGAUGAUAUGGGUCUUGCUCUGAUGCAUUGGGCCAGUGACCGUGGUUACAUGUUGAUGGUGGAAUUGUUGUUAUCCCUGCAAGCUGCAGUAGACAUCAAGGAUGUGGAUGGACAAACACCUUUACAUUAUGCUGUAUCCUGUGAACACACUGAUGUGGUGGAGGUUUUGCUUGGUCAUCGAGCCGAUGUAACAGUUAAAGACAAUGAAGGGUUAUCCCCCCUGGACUGUGCUUCAGAAACCUUGAUACCCAUCUUGCAAGCCACGGUUAAAGCUAGUUCUUGAUAGAAACCGUUACCAUAGCAAAUGCAGAUCUGGUUAUCUGUUGCAGUUUGUACUAAACCAUCACACGGUCGUUUGAGCACUUGAUAUUUCUGUGUACAUAUUUAAUACCAUUUGUUUUAAAAUGAUAGAUAUUUUGUCAUAUGUUAAAUAAUAUUUCACAGCAGUUGUAAUUUUGUGUCAUGAAUGUAUCUGUAUUCUUUUCAGUAGCAGCACAAUCAAAGUUAAAUUUGUUUGCAUGCUUCAGUUACAUAUUGAAAAAAAACAAAACAAAAAAAACUGAAGUUUGUGUCAAACUGGGAAGCUGUGUUAUUAUUCAAUUUGUAGACUGUAUAAAAUGUUCACAACUGAACUUUAUAUUAUAUAUUAUAUUACUGGUACUAUACAAAAUUUAAAUAAAGGAACAGGUUUCAUAAAACACACAGUUAUAAUUGAAUUCCAAUUUUUUCAUUUCCAAUAAUUUGGUACAUGUUCAUCUUCAACAAUUCAUGAUUUAUGGUUGAAUUUCGACUAUGUAGCAUGGUCAAAUUUAAAUGUAUUUACAUACUUUAGUAUUUAAAAAGAAAGAAAAAGAAAGAACUACAGGUUUUGCCUCCGUCUGUCUGAUUAUUCAUCCUUCUGUCUGUUCAUCUCUUGCAUAUAUAGUUUUCCAGGUUUUUGUUUGAGCUGAAUUUCUUUUCUGUUUUUCCCUUUUUGUAUUUAAAAAAAAUAAUUAGAUCUCAGUAUGUUGAGGCAUUACCCCAAAAAGUCCUCUAGCUUUAUCGUAUAAAGUUACACAUCAAGUUUGACUCUCAUGAGGAUUGGCCCAUUUUCACAGAGGUAUGAUACAUAUAUAACUUGGGAGAUAUUGAAAAUGUUUGUUGGGGACGGUAGACGAUAUGUAUUGUAUUGCGUCAGCAGUACUGUCACAAUGCUUGUCCUGCAAAGGAAUAUUGAUGUAAUGAUCCCUCAGCACAAGGUCUUGAGCUGCAGUCUCGGUAAUAUUUUUAUUAUUGAACAUAGAAUAAGCACGUUUAGAAUAGACCAUCACAUGCCAUUUGUUGAUAACAUUUAACCAUACUGACUACAUGUUUCUACAUCACACAAACAAUGUAUUAUUUUCAGUUUUAAAAGUUAAAAGCUGGCUCCUAUUUCCCUGGUUUGUCUUAUAACAAAUUUGGCAACAGACUUAUAUGUUGUAUAAAGGCCGCUGACAAUAGCUUGAUUAGAAUUUCUAUUAUGGAAAAUUGAAAAAUGUGUUCUUAUUGUUGAAUUUAAUUUUUGAAACGGAGAUCCUCACAUUGGGCAUGUCUACCCACUACCCAGCAUUUUUAACCAAUUUAGUCUUUUUGCCUAGCAAUAAUGUUUAGUCAGUGUGCCACUAAUUUUUCCAAAAAUACAAAAGUCACCUGAAAUAAUGGGAAAACUGAAUAAAAAUAACCCAGGAUGCAUUUUUAAAAAAAUAUACAUUGGGGGAGCAUGGCCUUAGACUCCCACUCCUAAAAUUAUCACUGGAUUUGCCAGCUCACUUGUGUCCAGCAUUCAAGAUUGUCUAGGCACAAUCCAAUGGCGUUUUCAGGAGGGCCAGCACUUGUCAUUGCUCACUAAACUGGUGUUUACAUCCAACAUUAAAUUAAUGUGAUUUGAUAGAGCACUACGGUACCAGUCAAAUUGUUUGCCAGCACUCGCCCUCUUGUACCCACCUUUAGUGUCAUUUUAUGCAAACCUUGACAUUAUCUUGUGUACUUAAAUGUACAUUGAAUAUAAAUUUGUGUUUUUGGGCUAAACAUUAAUUUGUUCAUUUUUACUGAAACAGAAAUCGUUUUUAUUUAAUAAUUCAAGAAACAAAAAUAUUUAAAAGACAAGCACUUCUUCUGACAGAAGUUGUUUAACAAUUUGUUUACAUUUUAUUUUAACUACAGUGCUGUUUAUAAUAUGGAAUUGAUUUGUCCAGCAUGGUUUUGGGGUUUUGUAACCUAAACACAUACUGUAAAUUCUGUGUUGUGACAAGAAUUGUGAAAUAAUCUAUAAAAUAAAUAUUUAAUAGCAAGCAAAAAGAUAUAACAAUUAGAUAAUGAUAAUUUGUUUUGCUACUUUUGAAUGUUUUCCAUAAUAAUAAUUACUUAUUAUCCAAGUUGUUAAUUUUUCACUUGUUAAUAUACAUUUAUAUCCACAGUAAAUACUUUUCAAGUUAGAAUUUGUUUGAAUUUUUAUGUGUGUAAAGGCAUACUACAUGUAUACAUUAUGAACAAUUUGUUUGGAUUUACACAUGUACAUGUAUUUGUCUGGUAUAUUUAAGUAAAGAGAUGAUGUUUUAAUUUUAA
Gigantopelta aegis is the source of this 3066-nucleotide messenger RNA. RefSeq names its product acyl-CoA-binding domain-containing protein 6-like. The coding region runs from base 17 to 766 and encodes 249 amino acids. The record is from RefSeq and is a predicted model, not a curated record. The transcript is spliced from 7 exons. Gene Ontology annotation, molecular function: protein binding; fatty-acyl-CoA binding. Lineage: Eukaryota; Metazoa; Mollusca; Gastropoda; Neomphalida; Peltospiridae.